CAAAAAGGCGGAUGGAAAAAUGAAGCUAAAUAAUGUCUUUUUCUGCUAAGCUGUCGCCGUCUGCAUCUCAUCACGACGAAUCCUUGGUGUCGCACAGGUCUUCUUAUGCACCGAAACACUAGCUCCUUUGUCAGGAUCAAUGUUGUAUCUGCCGUCCCUUUCCACCUCAAAUACGACGGUACUACCAGUAUGGACCACCUGCACAGUAACUCUGGAAGGCGAUUCUAUGAUCUUGUCCUCGUUCUUGCCUCAAGGUCUCCCAAAUACCCUUCUGUGUCGCUCAAAGAAUGCACGCAUGUUCGAUCCCUUACAGUCGCUCAGCUGGAAGAUGAAGAGCGGAUAUUUCCUCCCAGGAAUGACGGUACAAACGAAUUGAAGCUAUUUGAACUAGUUUUUAGAGACAAAGAGAAGGAGAAAUUCACUACGGCGUCAGUCCGACAGCGAGCGAACUGGGGACGUUCUAUCCUCGCAGGACAUCUCAUGUCGCCACAUGCAAAGCGAUACACCUACCUACAUGACCAAGAUCUUCCUUCCGAAGAUCAUCCAUUACCCCCCUCUCUGGCUACGCGCUCCUCGCCUGCACUGCCUGAUCAUGACUUUCUGUCUCCGUUGUCUUCAGCUCAACCUGAUAUUUCCCUGAAUCCUUCUUAAGCAGGCCAUGGUAUCUCAGAGGCUGAUUGCGGGUCCUAUGAAUCUUCAGUCCAUUCUUUAGGCAGGCCCAGGAACGGAUCACGAUUUCAGACUAUCCGCAUCGAAGCCAUCAAUGUUGAAAAACCCUUACCAGGCGUCUGGUGCAGGAACGUACGCACCGGAAAUCAUCGACUGAAUCCAUCUUCGACGCUUAUGGUGGCAGCUACUCGAUCUUCCCUGAUGAGUCGAUUCACGUGGCAAAAAUGCCUGAGGGACCUCCCGAUGCCACUGGCAAUAACAUACAGCCGUUAAAAGACGAUCUGCAACAAAUAUCCAACCAACUCAUUGACC
Molecule: messenger RNA, 981 nt
Organism: Guyanagaster necrorhizus
Lineage: Eukaryota; Fungi; Basidiomycota; Agaricomycetes; Agaricales; Physalacriaceae
Exons: 2
Coding region: 106-651 (181 amino acids)
Source: RefSeq, a predicted model, not a curated record